Molecule: messenger RNA, 810 nt
Organism: Rotaria sp. Silwood2
Lineage: Eukaryota; Metazoa; Rotifera; Eurotatoria; Philodinida; Philodinidae
Source: the annotation of a GenBank genome assembly
AUGGUACGAUUGCACUGUGCACCUGUCAACGUCACGCUACUCGCCAUCUAUUCUCCAGUCAAUCCAAAUGGUCAACAAAUGGCUAUUAAUGCAUCUGAUCGCUUCUACGCUGAUUUACAACGAGCCGUCAACAAAACUCCACCAAGUGACCUUCUAUUGAUUAUGGGGGACUUCAAUGCAAGAGUUGGCAAGCAACAACACCAAACAAGUGACAAUGUGGUUGGUCCACAUGCAGUCGACCACAUUAAUGAGAAUGGCAAACGGCUGGUUGACUUCUGUGCAGCAAAUAAACUCAUCAUUUCAAAUACCUUCUUUCAACACAAAGGAGUACAUCAAAUGACCUGGAUGCAUCCUGGAAAUAAAAAAUGGCACAUGCUUGAUUAUACUCUUGUCAACCGUAAAUUCCGAUCAAGUGUUGAAGAUGCUCGGCGUCCUCGGAAUUCUUGUGUACGAAAGAGAUGGGAAGAUAAGAUACUCGAUGAUCUUGAUCAAUGUCAAAUUCGGAAUUGGCGAAAAGUGACUCUCGAUCGCGACAAGUGGCGAGAAACUAUAAACAAGAAUGCACAAGUCAAGCCACCAUCGACAAGUAUUACAGAAACGGUUCAACAUUUCAAACAACGUGCUCAGGAUCGAAGAACAUUAGCCAGAAACGGAUCUCCACGUAAAGUCACAGAAAUACUUACUCGAACUGUUAACAACAACUAUAAUUGCCCGAGAUGCAAGAAAUCUUACAGACCACAAGGAAUCACCAAUCAUGUAAGAUCAUGCGCGAUGGAAUGGUGCAAGCAAAAUGGAAUUCAACCGCGAUAA